AUGGAUGAGGAGCAACAAGGUCAAUCGAGCGCUGUUGUCGAUGAACACCCCGAGCUACAAUAUUACACUGUGCUAAACCUUUCGCCUGACGCUAGUCGUGAAGAUGUGCGUGCUGCAUAUCUGCGUCUGAGUCAGCUGUACCAUCCGGAUCGCCAACCGGACCCGGUGCUCAAACAGCGGGCAACAGAGCUCUUCACUCGCAUCAGGGAGGCCUACGAAGUGUUAUCGCAUCCUCUGAAACGCCAGGUCUAUGAUGCGUACGGCACGGAGGGCCUUCGCUUCCUCGAGUCCACACAAGUUACCACUUACGCCGCAGUACGUGCGUACUUUGGUGAGCGAGGCAGCCAGCCCCAGCGGCGUACACGAGGUAAGAGGAAGCCACACUCAGCGCGUCAUGAGAACACCGACGAGCUCACUGCGGAAACACUCUUGGCUGUAAACCAUGCGGUGCAGGUCACGGUGGACGGCACCGGGCUGGUGCAGCUGCUUCCGGACCUGGUGGCCGGCGAGUCACUCUACUGGCGCUCAGCGAUCGUCGUUCGCGGGGCUGCACUAGAUACCCAGGGUUCGUGGUACCUGACUCCUAAGGACUGCUUGUCAUGGCAGUAUCAGGUCGCAACCAGUAGGUCCGCGGGCGUCAUGAGCGACGACGACGACGACGAUGAUGAUGAUGACGAAGACGACGACGACGAUAUGGACGACGACUUCGGCGAGGACGGCCAAACUGACGAACACAACGAGAAUCAGGACCCCCAUACAAGUACUUGGGAGUCGUCAACAGUCGACUCGGCACAUGAGCGGCGCUCUAGCGCAGCCUAUGCGUCAGGCUCGACCAAUGCGACCAGCAAAUCGUCAUCUAGAGCGCCCGGGACGACUUCUCGGGAUGAUGACGCCCAUUUGCGAGGCACACCGCCAAUGUUGAAGCACGCUCGUGAUGAGCCUUUAUUCCGGAAGCUAACGCAGGUACAAUGCCGGGGUAUCAGCGUCUCGUAUCGGCGCCUUGUGUCUUCCGAGCAAAUGAUGGAAGCUGGCCUAGCCUGGGCUGGAUCACCGUCUCGCACUGGUGCGACGCUCUUUGCCGAUGAUUCAUGGACAGCACGUCCACUGCUUUCGGGAAAGCUGUGGCGUCGUGUGAGUCCGCACGCUUCGCUUGCGCUUGAGGCGUCGUACGCUCUUGGGCGCGACCAGCGACCCGAGCUGGUGCUGAGUCACGCUCGUCAGAUCUCGGAGAGGUGGCAGGGCCAUCUAGCCUGGGCCGCUGGACCUGCACCCGGCUACAUGGCUUCUUUUGUCUACGGAGCGGAACAGUGGAAUGCAGCUUUUACCGUGAACCUGGGUCUUGGCGCCAGCGGCAUCAAGUUCACCCUCCGACGGCUCUGUGAUCAGGCUCAGACGAUCAUUGCGCGACUGCGAGCGCACUUGUCGUUAUCGGGCUGGUCCCUGGAGACCGGACUUGCCAAAGAACUCGCUUUGGAUAGUUAUGUGGCAGUUGCAGCGCGCGUAUCGCAUGUUGGCGUGGCACUGCGACUGAGACUAAGUCGAGCCGGUCACCGCCUAACGGUGCCGAUCCUUUUGUUUCCGAACCCGGACCCGUUGGCGUUUGUCGCUGUGGCGAGCAUUGGGGCAACAACUGCAGCUGCAAUUGAAUACCUGGCGCUUCGACCGCUGCGGCGGCUAGCACAGGAGCGCAACCGACGUCGAAUACGCGAACGUGUCUAUCAAAAACUCGUUGAACGGCGGCGUCAGGCACUUGAGGAGCGCGAGUUGUUGCGACCACAAGCGGCUCGUUCGCGAGCACUCGAGCAGCAGCGCAACGGUCUGGUGAUUGUUCGAGCGCUCUACGGUGCCGCAGAAGUCGUACGGCGAAUGCAUUCACCGGACGUGCCAGUUGCAGUCAUCGAUGCACUCGAAGACGUCUGUGAUGUCACCGAUGCCCUGCAAGCGCUGGUUGACGAUCGGGAUUCGAGUUUGCGGCUCUACGCUACGAGCAAGGCAGCGCUGACGGGAUUCUUCGACCCAACCAUGGGCGAUGCUGAGCUUGCCUUGCGUAUUUGGUAUUUGCUGCGUGGGGAGCCUCUCCAGGUGACCAUCGGGGAUCUGGAUCCGCUCUAUAUAGGCGCAGAUACCUGA
Messenger RNA from Cyanidioschyzon merolae strain 10D, 2130 nucleotides. RefSeq names its product similar to J-domain protein D3. Gene Ontology annotation, biological process: cristae formation. The record is from RefSeq and is a predicted model, not a curated record. The transcript has a single exon. Lineage: Eukaryota; Rhodophyta; Bangiophyceae; Cyanidiales; Cyanidiaceae. Bases 1 to 2130 code for a protein of 709 amino acids.